CUACAUUGAUAUAAUAUAUAGAGGAUUUGGUAACUUUGUUACUUAUAGUAGGCCUUCAUGAUAAGGGCUAGGUAUAUAAAGAAAUCCCAUUUAAAGGUUGAUAUAGAUGAUUUCUUGGAUCAUUCUUUGAUUAUCUCCUGAAGAAUGACUGGUUCAGAGCUGGACCUGCUGAACAGGGAUCCUAAUGGUCUAAACGACCACGUAAGAGUUCUAUUUGAAGACGUCUUCGGGGAGCCAGAUGGCGUUCGCUCCAUCAACUGUUGUUGGAAAGGAGCCUAUUGUUGUUUUAACUGCUGCAAGGGUUGUUGCUACAAAUUUCUCACUUUGCUGUGCGGCAUCCCAUUGGCCAUCUGCUGGGGUUGUGAGUUUGCUCAUAUAACAUUCUGGCACGUCUGGUACGUGACGCCAUGCAUGAGGAUCUAUCUCAUCAACUGUGGAUGUCUUCAGAAAUUCUUCGGCACUUGUGUCCAGUGUUUCUACCAGCCACUGUUCGAAGCGUUUAGUUACUGUUUCAGCAACAUCAAAGUCACUACUCUAAAUGGAUAACUGCUUCUUGAAAUGAGUGAACAUUUAUUAACAAAAAAAAAACAAUUCUUAUACAAUUUCAGUAGUAGUGAUUCCCGCUAAACGAAAUAGAUAAAAUUGUAAAUUAUAACAAUAUUGAAAUACUUAACUUUCUGAAAAAAAUAA
Molecule: messenger RNA, 690 nt
Organism: Biomphalaria glabrata
Lineage: Eukaryota; Metazoa; Mollusca; Gastropoda; Planorbidae
Product: caveolin-1-like
Exons: 2
Coding region: 145-546 (133 amino acids)
Biological process (GO): caveola assembly
Cellular component (GO): caveola
Molecular function (GO): molecular adaptor activity
Source: RefSeq, a predicted model, not a curated record